Panonychus citri (citrus red mite) is the source of this 2178-nucleotide messenger RNA. RefSeq names its product protein spaetzle 4-like. Lineage: Eukaryota; Metazoa; Arthropoda; Arachnida; Trombidiformes; Tetranychidae. Gene Ontology annotation, biological process: regulation of Toll signaling pathway; central nervous system formation; innate immune response. Gene Ontology annotation, molecular function: growth factor activity; Toll binding. Bases 161 to 1891 code for a protein of 576 amino acids. The transcript has 2 exons. Gene Ontology annotation, cellular component: extracellular region. The record is from RefSeq and is a predicted model, not a curated record.
AAUUCUGAGUAGUUAAACUACAAAACAGAAUCAAACAAUCAAGGUGACAUUUUAUUUCAAUUUAGAUCUCUCAAUGUUUCAAAUUUAGUGUUAGAUUUGAUUGUUGCUGUUUCCAUUAAUUUGAUAUUUUGUUUUCUUUCAACUUACUCUUCAAAUCAUCAUGUUUAAGUUUCAUUUUGAUUGUUUGCUGCUAUUGACUCUUUGUGUGGUUUCCAAUUCCGGUGAUUAUGGUCUGAAUCGAGGCUCCAACGAUCAUGGAAAUAACAACGAAAUGAAAAGUAAUCAUCUUAAUCAUCAGCAAUUAACAGGAAGAUAUGUUUCCAAUGUUGGUUCGUACCGAUUAACACCGGAUGAUGUGGCCGUUAAGACUUAUCGUAACUUAUAUUAUAAAAAUCAUCAACCAGUUAACCGGAUUAACUCAAAUGUAUUGAAUCCUCUUAAUAGUAACAAUGUUAAUUUCAUGAAGGGAAUGAACAAUCGUUUGCGAAAUGGUGCCAACAAUUUAAUCAAUUCAGCUCCAAGUUCAAGUGUAACGAAAAUGAUCACAUCGGCAAGUACACUAACCACAAGUACUUUGUUUUCCUCGGCAUCACCAGCCACACCAACGAUUUCGACGACUUCACCACCAGAAAAGCCUGUUCUUGAAUCGAUCUCUGACUCUUUGGCUCCAAUCGAGGGUCGAUCAACACUUGAUUCAACAAUUAAAUCAACAAAAUCCAGACCUAAGGUUCAAAUCCCUAAAUCGCCUUCAACUGAAUCAUUUCAAGAUCUAAUGUCCAAUAUGACGAUACAUCCAAAUGGGAAUAAAAUAAUUCAAGAUAUUUAUCGUGAUAAUGUUUUCGAUAAUCAAGAGCGCCAGGAGCAAGUUAAACAAAUGUCCAAAUGGAUGAGCUCGAGUCCUUCAAGUGAGAUUCGUUCAGGUCCAAAAUAUUCGUUGACGAAUCGAAAUCAGAAUCAACACCAACUCAAUGAUUCACUUCCGAUUGAGAGAAUCACCAUUGUUCCCAAAUCCACAAACCAUUCGAGUGACCAUGGUAAUAGUCACAAUGGAAAACGAGGUAAAGGUGAAUCCAAUCAACAGAAUCAACAUGCACAUAAUACUAUCAAUAAGCCGGAAGCUUUGGUCUUAUCGCCUUCUCCAAGCUCAUCCUCAUCCUCAUCUCCAUCACCUUCUCCCGUUGCUGCUGCUUCUACAUCGUCUAAACCUGCAUCAUCGGAAAAUAAUUUAUCGACAUCAGAAGAUGACGAAGCAGCCUUAUUGGACGAUGAAGAGGGAUCUGCGUCGAAUGCUGAAGCAGCCGGGACCUUAAAGACUCCACCCUGUGGUAAGAAUGGUCGCCAUUAUUGUAUCUUCCGUGAAGAUUAUCCGAUCAAAGUGGUCACUGAAGUGACUCGCUACUACAAGUGGCCAUUAGAAAAGCUAUUCCGUGAUCUUCGUAACCAAGUGAUGCCUAAAUUAGCCAACGAUAAUUACGGAGGAUUAGUUUGCGACUCAAUUACUAGAGUCGUUAGACCGGGUUGGGCUCGAAAUACAAAUAAUCGAUGGUUGGUUGUAAUUAAUACCGAUUCUUAUCAACAAUAUGUUACUGAAGUUCUAUGUCGCCAUGGUUCAGGCUCUUAUUGUAACUUUAUCCCUCCCUGUUAUCAUGCUACUUGUAGACAAAGAUACAACACUCAGAAGCUUCUAGUCAUUGAUCCAUGGAAUCCAUACAAAGGUCCAUUCUUAUCUGAAUUUUUAUUCCCUUCUUGUUGCAUUUGCCAUGUUUCCGAUGAAUCUUUGACCUCGCCUCGUAAAACGGUGACAGUUCGACCUGAUGGACGAAGUAAACUUGAUGAUCCACAUCGAUCUGGAAUGACCUCAGAAUCAUCUACGGAAAAGAUUGAGUUGUAGAUCAACGAGAAUCUGUUUCUUCAAAUGUUCAACACUCGCGAUAGAAAUGAAAAUCUCCCUCCGACAAUUUGUAUUGCUAACGAUUCAUUUUCUGUUUACCAUUUCAAUGAGAUCAAAUUAAUUUAUUUCAACUCCACUUUUAAUCAUUUCAACUCAAAUCAUUCUAACGAUAUAAAUAUUAUAAACUCUCACCCUCGAUUAUCUGUUUCUCUCUCUCUCUCUCGAUUUUCAAAUGAGAAUUUGAGUUUGAAUAAAAUUUAAAUAAAUUCCUUUUUUAAUGGUGAUAA